GGGACCUGCACACCAGCGAGCCUCAUAAAAGAGCUUUCAUGCCUUCCCAGGGCUGAGAAGGCCUUGGCUGGGGCUGAGAGUCCACCUGUCCUGGGAACUGCCUGCGGUUCUGGUGGGCCGUGGCCAGAACCGCCAUGACUAGGUCAUGUGGGCUGGGCCUGCUGCUGGUGCUCGUGCUGCCUGUGGUCAGCGCCUCCAGGCCGGGUGCUGUGGUCAGACUCAACAAGGCAGUGCUGAGCUACGUGUCUGAAAUCGGGAGAGCCCCUCUCCAGCAGGCCCUGCGGGUCACUGUCCCAUAUUUCCUGGACCGGAAUGGAGAGGUGAUUCAGCCCAGCAGGAUCCAGAUUCUGAGUGUCUCUGUGCCCCACCUCCGCCUGAAACUCAUUGCCGGUUUGGGGGUACACUUGGCAGCAGAGGCCAAUUUUACUUUCCAGGUCUUUAGGGCCCCAGAACCCCUGGAGCUGAUGCUGCCUGUGGUGCUGCUGGCUGACGCCCGUGUGGCCCAGGGCUCCAUCGGGACGCCUGUCGUCAGCAUCUCUGCCUGCUUGUCACUCUUUGGUGAUGCCAUCCUGUUUGAUGGCAGUAACAGCACGGCCCCGGCGCUGCUGGUCCCAGUGCAGAAGCACAUCAAAGCUGUCCUACGUGACAAGGUGUGCCUGAGCAUCUCCAACCUGGUGCAGGACCUCAAUGUGCACCUGGGCACUUUGGUUGGCCUCAACCCUGUGGGUCCAGAGUCCCAGAUUCGCUACUCCAUGAUCAAUGCCCCCAACAUCACUAAUGAUUACAUUUCCUUGGAUAUCAAUGCUGUUCUCUUCCUGCUGGGCAAGCCCAUCGUCCUGCCCGGGGAUGCCACCCCCUUCAGGCUGCCAGAGCAUGUGGGCCGCGAUGGUGCCAUGGCAACCGUGGGCCUCUCCCUGGACCUGUUUGACUCUGCCUUCCUGCUGCUGCAGAAGGCUGGUUCCCUCAACCUGGACAUCACGGGGCAGCUGAAGUCGGAUGACAAUCCUCUCAACACCUCCAUGCUGGGCCAGCACAUCCCUGAGGUGGCCCGCCAGUUCCCCGAGCCCAUGCCUGUGGUGCUCAAGGUGCGGCUCAGCGCCACACCCACGGCCACGCUCCAUGCCGACACGGCCACGCUGCGGCUGCAGCCCUUUGUGGAGGUCCUGGCUGUGGCCUCCAACUCAGCGUUCCAGUCCCUCUUCUCCCUCGAUUUGGCAGUGAAUCUGACCCUCAAGUUCUCUGUGUCCAAGGUGAAGCUUCAGGGGAACACGACUGUGCUCGGGGAUAUCCAGCACACUGUGGCUGCUUCCAAUGUGGGCUUCAUUGAUACGAAUCAAAUGCACAUGCUCAUGGGCUCUCUGUUCGAGAAGCCCCUUCUGGACCACCUCAACGCUCUCUUGGGCAUAGGGGUUGCCCUCCCCAACAUACUCAACCUUCACUACGCCUCCCCUGAAGUCUUUGUUUAUGAGGGCUACGUCGUGAUAUCCAGCAGACUCUUCUUCCAGCGCUGAGGUGGGACCACUGGGAGAGCUAAGAGUGGGCCCUCUUGCUGCUCUGGGACCCUUUUGCCUCAAGCCACUUGGGAAACUGAGGCAAAGCCACACUUGGUCAUCACCAGCAAGUUGGACAGCCCAGCUGGACUGCUUAAUUCCAUCCCUGCCCUUUCCUCUCCCCAUUCCUAUUCCCUCCUUUCUCCAUCCCCCUCCUUGUGGUGAUCAGACGGCUCCUCUGGGCUGUACAGACCUGUCCCCUCUUGCAUUAAACAUUUCCU
Messenger RNA from Manis javanica (Malayan pangolin), 1771 nucleotides. It is a transcript of the gene BPIFB2, whose product is annotated as BPI fold containing family B member 2. Lineage: Eukaryota; Metazoa; Chordata; Mammalia; Pholidota; Manidae. The record is from RefSeq and is a predicted model, not a curated record. Gene Ontology annotation, molecular function: lipid binding.